Macrobrachium nipponense is the source of this 1576-nucleotide messenger RNA. Its product is annotated as endothelial lipase-like. NCBI's taxonomy places the organism in Eukaryota, Metazoa, Arthropoda, Malacostraca, Decapoda, Palaemonidae. The record is from RefSeq and is a predicted model, not a curated record. Gene Ontology annotation, biological process: lipid catabolic process. Gene Ontology annotation, molecular function: lipase activity. The coding region runs from base 146 to 1243 and encodes 365 amino acids. The transcript has 7 exons.
CACCAUUCUCUAUAAAUAUUUUAGUCUUGAGGGUUCUUUAAAGGAGUGUGUACGUACGUAUAACUGUACUGACUGUCUCCCGAACUUAGACAGACGGGAAGAGAAUUUGAAUUAACAAAGGAAGUUAGCGUUAUUCGCACGAAUAAUGGUUGAAAGAAGAAAAUCAUUUAGAAGGCGCGGCAGCAAAGCAGAGUAUUCGGAUGUUCAGGAGGUCGACGAAUAUGAAAAAACUUACGAAAAGGAAGAAGAAGAAGAAGAAGAAGAAGAAGAAGAAGAAGAAGAAGAAGGAGAUGACGUGACACUGCUGAUUCUUGCAGUAAUGUUAACGUACUCGAUGUUUAUCGUGCCUCUGAUAUUUUACUAUAUACCUACGGGUCAGAAAGGGGUAUUCUUCUACUACCUUACCAAUAAAACAUCCCUAGACUGGAACGAGUUCAAACCAUCCAUCGAAGACCUCAGCGGUAUCCCGUUGACAUCUGAGACGAGACUCACUUUCAUCGUGCAUGGAUUUAGCGAGUCUUCUCAUAGGCCUUGGAUUCACAGGCUGGCGCAAGCCACUCUGUCGAGGAAGGACAGUCACAACAUAGUCAUGGUGAUAGAUUACUGGGACCUUCACAGAGCAGAGUACUUCUGGAUGCGAUCAAACACACACUUCGUGGCCAGACAAAUUGCCAGAAUCCUCGACAAUUUGGUUCUACAUAACAAUCUCAAAUUAUCGAGCACACAUCUAAUAGGUUUCAGUCUCGGUGGUCAAAUAUGCGGCAUAGUCGGUGCUAACCUGAAAACUGGCACUCUAGGAAGGAUCACAGGACUUGACCCAACAUUCCCAUACCUGAACUGGAAACAUGACGACGAAUCACUGGACGCCAACGACGCCGACCUGGUGGUCAUUCUCAGAACUUCCGUGGUGUCUUAUUAUUGUCAGGAAGGUGACGUCGAUUUUUAUGUCAACGGAGGGAUUGUGCAGCCCGGAUGUGAUCUGUGGUGGUACCCACACUUUGUACAACAAGCCUGCAGUCACUUCAGACCGGUCAUGAUGGUCCUGGAAGCUGAACAGCUGGCUGGAAUGGAACCCUUUCCAGCCUGUCUUUGCCCCGACUACCAGUCAUUCCAGAAUGGGUCUUGCAGCUGUAAUGUCACGAAUCACUUCGACAUGAGUCUGCUGUCCAGUGUUAAAGGAAAAUUCUACCUCUCGACGAAUGAGAAUCCACCUUACACAAUUAAACUAUACCAAGAAGAUUAACAAAAGGUUUAGUUUAAGAAGCAAAUUUGUGUUAAUUCGUCUUAGUCAGUGAGAGCAUUAUUCGAAUGACAAUUUACAGCGUUAACAAGAGAAAACCCUACGACAGCAGCAGCAGAUUUAUCUAUCUAAGCUGUAGUAUGAACAAUAGGAGCAGGUUUAGUAGAAACUAUAGCAGAAACAACAGUAGAAGCUGCAGUAGAAGGACAGAUAAUUAGUUAAAAUAUGCAACAACAUUCUAGCAACAGCAGAGUUCUAGCAGAAACAACAGCAGAGCUUUGGCUGCAAAGAACUUCAACGACUUUAGUAGAAACAGCAGCAUCAUGAACAUCAGCA